GCUUCAUACAUCUUUAUUUUCUCUUUUCAUUCAAAAAAGAGAGAUUUUGUUUCUUUUUCUUAGAUAUCUUUCCCUUUUUGUGUUAUACUCUACUUGUUGCAAUUACCUGUGAAGGAAACAUCUUUGCAUACUAAAGUAGAGUCUUAAGUUCCCUAUAAUUUGUAUGUGAAAGUUUCAUUUCAUGGGAACUUCCAAAUGAUUCCAUCAAUCCUCUUCUAGAUUCUUCUUUGGAGAAUACCCUGGUUACCUUUUUGUAUCCCAAGGUUGAGACAAAGUGAAAGUAUUGCAAUGUUUUGAAAAGAUUAGGGAUUCUUUGGGAAUAAAAGAUUUUUAUCACUUGAUGUAAAUGUUGUGGCUGUUGGAAAACUUCUGCAUUAAGAAGAGACAAAAUUAGUUGUGAUGGGGAGGGAACUAACAGAUGUUCACAUGGACAAUAAGCCAAACAGUGUAGUGAAAUCAAAUGGUCUGGUGACUUCAAAUGGUAAUCCAAGAGUUUCGGAGGGCACUGAGUCAAAUAACUAUGAGGUCAACAAAUGCACCGCAGAAAACUCAGUCAUUGAGAAUGGUCAUGAGAAGCAAGAUGUGCUGAGUGUUAAAAGCACAAAUUUUGGUACUGACAUCCCUGAAGGGAAAAAUGAAAAGGCUGAAGAUCAGAAGCCCACUGACAAUAAGAAGUUAAGCACCACUGCAUCAAAAUCCAGUGGUGCUGGAAAUACUCAUGUGCACCACACUACCUCCAAAACCUGUUCAAAUGGCACAGCAAAUGUUAACUCUACACCGUCCCCUACUGCUAGAAAAAAGUCAGAGCCAAAUUCUCCUAUGAUUCCUCUGUUGUCAAGGAAGGUCUUGCAUCCUUAUGACAGGAAGCUUCCUGAUGAAGACGAUAGUUGGUCUGUCGCUUCUUCUACUGCUGCAUCUUUUCGAACUUCUAGAUCGAGGGUAACUAUUGGAACUGCUCCAACUUUUAAAUGUGCUAAACGUGCUGAGAAACGGAAGGAGUUUUACCAGAAGUUAGGAGAAAAACACCAAGCUCUGGAGGCUGAGAGAAGCCAGUGUGAGGCCAGGACCAAGGAAGAGCAAGAAGCAGCCCUUAAGCAGCUUAGAAAGAGCAUGGUUGUCAAAGCAAACCCAGUACCAAGUUUCUACUAUGAAGGACCUCCACCAAAGGUCGAACUGAAGAAGCUGCCAUUGACUCGGCCAAAGUCACCGAAUCUUACUCGGAGAAAGAGCUGUGGUGACGCAAUCCACUCAUCUCAGGAUGAAAAUGCAAAAACUUGCUGCCGGACUCACCGCCACAGCUUAGGUAACCACAGGGAUCGAUCCACUACUGCGAACGAUGUCAAAAGCAAUGGUCUGGUCAGUGGACAGAGCAGUACUGGAGCUGGCAGAGUGAAAGAUCGAGGAAAACAGGUAAAAGAGGCAACAAAAGCUGCUCCUAAAAUCACCAAGCAGAGUAAUGCUAACAUCACUGUUCAGUCAUGAACAUCUGAUUUUUACUAACUCUUAAGCAGGGAAGUGGUCUUGAAUUUCGGUAGUGCCAUAUGGAUGUCCUGAAAGGAAUUAGCCUGUUUCUUUUUCAGCAGGGAUGACUUGUUUUUCAGUGGUUUGCAUUGAUGUGAAUUGUAUAUGUUUUGUAAGUUCUAUGGUUACAUAUCUUGUUAUAUAUUAGAGUUAUUAAUUCUAAUGUGGACCAAAUGCCUGGUUUUAUUCUGAUAUUAUUCUUUAU
Durio zibethinus is the source of this 1726-nucleotide messenger RNA. RefSeq names its product protein WVD2-like 2. NCBI's taxonomy places the organism in Eukaryota, Viridiplantae, Streptophyta, Magnoliopsida, Malvales, Malvaceae. Gene Ontology annotation, biological process: microtubule cytoskeleton organization. The record is from RefSeq and is a predicted model, not a curated record. Gene Ontology annotation, molecular function: microtubule binding.